AUGAGUAUUUCAUCAACUGCUAGUACAUCAACUACUACUUUUUAUCCUACCAGUAAUAGGACUUCAAUAGAUACUACUGCUACUUCAAUCAAUAAUGAUUAUGUCAACACUAAUAAGCCUACUAGACUAUCGACGACUUCAAGUUUAUUUACUAUAGAUUCCGAAUUAAAUGAUUUAUAUCCAGAAUUACCAUCAAAUUUUAAACUUAUUGAAUUACUUGGUGAAGGAGCAUUUUCAUCAGUUUAUAAAGCUAUUGAUAUCUCGAAGAAUAAUAUGAUUGUUGCGAUCAAAAUCAUUAAUAAAAUUAAUCUUAAUCUGAAACAAUUACAAAAUAUUAUUAAUGAAAUCAAUAUAUUAAAACAAAUUAAUUAUCAUCAUCAUCCUAAUAUUAUUGAAUUAUUAGGGGUUAUUGAUGGUAUUAAUCAAACGUUUUUAAUUUUGGAAUAUUGUGAUGGUGGAGAAAUUUUUGAUCAAAUAUUAAAAUAUACUUAUCUUUCUGAACCUUUAUCAUAUCAUGUUUUUAAACAAAUUUUAAAUGCUUUACAAUAUUUACAUAAUACGUUGAAUAUUGUUCAUCGAGAUUUAAAACCCGAAAAUUUAUUAUUCAAUAAAAUCCCUUUCUUUAAAAGAGGAAUAAAUGAUAAUAACCUAGAGAAAUAUUUAAGGAAAUCUGAUGAUAUUAAUGAAAAAAUCGAUGAAGGAGAAUUUAAAUAUGGUAUAGGUGGUGGAACUAUUGGUGUAAUAAAAUUAGCUGAUUUUGGUUUAGCUAAACAAUUAAAUGAUAAGAAUAUUGCUCAAACUCCUUGUGGUACUACUGGUUAUACUGCUCCUGAAGUUUUCCAAUGUAGGAAUAAUAAUAAUAAUAAUAAUAAUAAUAAUAAUAAUAACAAUAGCAACAACAGUAAUAAAUCAAGUGGCGGUUCAGGUUCAGGUUCAGGUUCAAUUUAUCAUCAAUUAUUUAAAUCUUCCAAAUCUAAAGUCAAAACUAAAUCCAAACAACUAAGUAUAACCAAUUAUUCUAAAUCAGUAGAUAUUUGGUCAUUAGGAUGUGUAUUAUACACAUUAUUAUGUGGAUUCCCACCAUUUUAUAAUGAUGAUAUUGAAAUAUUAACUAAUAAUGUAAUCAAUGGGAAAUUUGAAUUUUUAAAACCUUGGUGGGAUGAAAUUUCAAAUGAUGCUAAAGAUUUAGUAUCAAAAAUGUUAAUUAUUGAUCCUAAUGAAAGAAUUACUAUUGAUGAAAUUUGGAAUCAUCCUUGGAUUUUGAAACAUAUGAAUAAUGAAAGUAAGCAAAGACAACAAAAACAAGAAGAAGAAGAAGAAGAAGUACCAGGUUAUUUCCCUAAUCAUAAUAAGAAUACUAAUAUUAUUAAACAAACUAUAUUUGAAAAUGUUCAUGAAGAUAUAAUCAACCCAAUUAAUAAAGAAAAAGAAGAAGAAGAUGAUGACUACUCUUUAUCAUUGGCUCCACCUCCACCAUCUCAACAAAUAUUUAGUAAAUCACCUAGAGCAAUAGCAAUUAAAAAAGUAUUUGAUAAUCCUGCAAUGACAACCAAUAAAUCAAUUAAAAAUAAAGCAAGUAUUUGUCAUGGUGAUAAUAAUGAUGAUGACAUUUAUUUUGCUAAUCAAGAAGAAGAAAAAGAACCAUUAAGUUUUUUCAUUGAAGAUAUUGCUGAAUUAGAUGAAGAAGACGAAGAGAUUGAAUCUGAGGUAACAAAUGACUCUGAUGAUUCUGAUUCUGAUUCUGAUGAAGAUGUUAAUGUUAAUGUCAAUGAAAUUAAUGAACAUUUGAAAAUUAUGGGAGAUUUACCUUUUAAAACUAGGAAAAAUCAUCAUGAUUAUAUUAAAACUCCAUAUCCUAAAUUAAUUAGUUUUAAAGAUGUUUUCAAUUUAAAUAAAAUUAAUUCACCCCAAGAAGAUAAUGAAGAAGAAGAAGAAGAAGAAGAAGAUUUAAAGAAUCAAUUUCAUAGAUUUAAGUUAUCUUCACAAAAUUUAAAUUCAUUAAAUAAGAGCAACGGCAUUGACAAUUUGCAUAAGAAUUCAAUUAAUGAUAAUGAUAGUGAUGAUACAACAUCGACGACAACAACUAAUUCAUCAAUACUUCUGAAUACUCCUACUUAUACAACAACAAAUAACAACAACAAUAAUAAUAAUAGUAUAGAUAAUUAUGGCAGAUCCCCUCUACGUACUAAUAAUAAUGAUAAUCAACUUAUUGACAAUCAUGAUGAACAUGAUGACACCACAACCACCAAUAUUCCAAAUCAUGAAACUCGUUCAUCAUCAAUAAUAUCAGGUUUAAAUGGUGAUUUUAAAUUCACUUUAAAUUUAACAAAUUCAAAUUUAUUAACUCGACGUAAAAAUAGCAAUAAUAUAAUCUCACCAAUCACCUCAUCAUCAUCAUCUACUACAAGUAGUAGUAUUAUUAUUAAUCCAAUUAAAUCAAUUAAACCAACAACUUCAAAUAUAGGUGAUGCUACUACUACAAUUAUAAAUACUAAUGCUACUGCUACCAUUAUUUGA
Molecule: messenger RNA, 2517 nt
Organism: Candida albicans SC5314
Lineage: Eukaryota; Fungi; Ascomycota; Pichiomycetes; Serinales; Debaryomycetaceae
Exons: 1
Coding region: 1-2517 (838 amino acids)
Biological process (GO): protein phosphorylation
Molecular function (GO): ATP binding; protein kinase activity
Source: RefSeq, a predicted model, not a curated record